Molecule: messenger RNA, 1304 nt
Organism: Orussus abietinus
Lineage: Eukaryota; Metazoa; Arthropoda; Insecta; Hymenoptera; Orussidae
Gene: Parp16
Product: mono [ADP-ribose] polymerase PARP16
Exons: 7
Coding region: 153-1283 (376 amino acids)
Biological process (GO): endoplasmic reticulum unfolded protein response
Cellular component (GO): membrane; nuclear envelope; endoplasmic reticulum tubular network
Molecular function (GO): kinase binding; NAD+ poly-ADP-ribosyltransferase activity; protein serine/threonine kinase activator activity
Source: RefSeq, a predicted model, not a curated record
CAAAAGUAAAACGCAACCACGCAACAAAAGGGAGUAUGAAAACAGUCGUAUGUAAUUUGUAUACCAGGCGGGGGGAUUUUAAUCAAGAAAAUGUCAAAGAAUCAGAAAUAAAUUUAUUGUAACUAAUGAGUUCUGGUUACUAAUUAUAAGAAAUGGCAUGCAAAGAGGAAAGGUAUGAAGCACAAAGUGAAUUAGGGAUGAGCAGUAUGAAUCAUUCCAAAUUACAAGGAAAUAAUUUGGAGAUUAAUAGUCCAUCGACGUCGACAACAUUAAAUAUGAGUAAAGACGAAAUAGCAAAGAAGAUUUUGUCACUUAAAUCAUUACUCAAAAAGGAUCCAAAAGCUGCAGAUUUAAAAUGGUCCUUUUUCGUAGCAGCCUGUCAUACUUAUCGUUUUGAUUCCUGCCUUAAACCGUUUCCACCUAUGUACAUAAGAAAUGAAUGCAAGGAUAUUGAAGCUUUGAGAAAAGUAAUAGAAAUGGUUCCUCCUCUGGCUAUAAUAUUUCAAGAACUUCAUGAACCUAAUGUGUACGAUAAUCAUGGUCCAGCCAUUGAUUUAUUACAUUGGGUACUUAUAAAAUUUAAGGACCCACUCAUUAAAAGUGUAAAUAAGGAAUGUUAUGAUUCGGUAUUAAGAAGGGUACCAAUGGAAAUAUCUGCAGCAAUCCCGAAUUUGAUUUUUCAAGUAGCGAGUGCAAAGCAAUCUACUUCGGAAGAAAAGUGGAAAAUAGCUGCUAAAGGACAUUCUACAUUUUAUGCAUUUCAUGGCAGUCGAUUGGAAAAUUUUUAUUCUAUUAUUCACUAUGGCUUACAACAAAAUAUGUGCAAGACUUCCUUAUAUGGAAAGGGAAUAUAUUUAUCAAGUGAAUUGGGAGUCAGUUUAUCAUACAGUCCAGUUGGUUAUGGCUGGGGAGGAAGUGUGCUUGGCAGUGAACUAAGCUGUAUCGCACUUUGUGAACUCAUUAAUCAUCCUGGUAUAAAACGAGGGGAUUCAAGGGAUGAAUCAAGGAAUACUGUACCGGAUACAGUAGGUGGCAAAAUUCCAAAUAAAAGUUACUUGGUCACAAAUAGUGAGUUAGUCAGAAUUCGCUACCUACUCGUAUAUAGUCAAGACUUUCGUGCUUCUAGAGAUUUGGAAAGCAAAGGACUAACAUCAUGGUUUAAGCGACACAAACUGCUAACAUUUAUACUCGGUUAUGUGGUGUUGUUAACUUCAGUUGGACUUACUCAUAACAAACAUGUUGAGAAAUACUAUAGACUCCUUAUUCAAAAAGCAGGAUUUUAAUGAAACGCUUAUGGUCUUUAA